Humulus lupulus (European hop) is the source of this 1662-nucleotide messenger RNA. Its product is annotated as GDSL esterase/lipase At5g45670-like. Gene Ontology annotation, molecular function: hydrolase activity, acting on ester bonds. The transcript is spliced from 4 exons. The record is from RefSeq and is a predicted model, not a curated record. Bases 183 to 1292 code for a protein of 369 amino acids. Lineage: Eukaryota; Viridiplantae; Streptophyta; Magnoliopsida; Rosales; Cannabaceae.
AAGACACACACACACACACAUAUUCAUUCAUUCAUAUAUACACAACCAUAUUCUCUCUAUGUUCUUCUUCUCAUAAGGCUCAUCAUCAUCACCACCAAAACUCUCAGCCUCUCUUUCCCACAUUUUUCCCAUAUAUAUAGUACUAUACAUUAUUCCAUAACACUUUUUUUUGGGUUUUGAGAAUGAAUAGUAAUACUGAGAAUAAUGUUAGGUUUGAAAUAAUAGUAGUGUUUUUGAGUGUGUUUGCUGUAGUGAUGAGUGGUGUGAGAGGAGCUCCACAAGUGCCUUGCUACUUCAUAUUUGGAGACUCUUUGGUGGACAAUGGGAAUAAUAAUCAGCUUCAGUCCUUGGCUAGGGCUAAUUAUCUGCCUUAUGGCAUUGAUUUCCCUAAUGGUCCUUCUGGUAGAUUCUCCAAUGGCAAAACUACCGUUGAUGUUGUUGCUGAGCUAUUGGGUUUUGAUGAUUAUAUUCCACCAUAUGCAACCGCUCGUGGGCAACAAAUCCUUGGAGGAGUCAAUUUUGCAUCUGCUGCUGCUGGAAUUAGAGAAGAAACUGGUCGUCAAUUGGGUGGUCGGAUCAGCUUCAGUGGACAAGUAGAGAACUACAGAAACACAGUAUCACAAGUGGUGGAUUUACUAGGAGAUGAGAACACAGCUGCUGAUUACUUGAGCAGAUGCAUAUACUCGAUCGGCUUAGGCAGCAACGAUUACCUGAACAACUAUUUCAUGCCUCAAUUCUACGACACUGGUAACCGUUACACCCCUGACCAAUAUGCCAAUGUUCUCAUUCAAGACUAUGUUGAAAACCUCAAGACCUUGUACAACUAUGGAGCUAGGAGGUUUGCUCUCUUCGGAAUCGGUCAAAUCGGGUGUAGCCCUAACGAGUUGGCUCAGAACAGCCAAGAUGGUAAGACUUGUGUCGAGAAGAUCAACUCGGCGAAUCGGAUCUUUAACUCGAGGUUGAAGGGGACUGUGGACCAGUUGAACAGCCAGUUCACUGAUGCAAGGUUCAUCUACAUUGAUUCUUAUGGCAUUUUCCAGGAUAUUAUUCAAAGUCCUUCCUCUUAUGGAUUUAGGGUUACAAAUGCUGGGUGCUGUGGAGUAGGGAGGAACAAUGGGCAAAUUACAUGUCUACCCUUGCAAACUCCAUGCCAGAACAGGGAUGAGUACUUGUUCUGGGAUGCAUUCCACCCAACUGAGGCUGGCAAUGUUGUUGUGGGAAGAAGAUCUUACAGUGCUCAACGUGCAUCUGAUGCCUACCCAAUCGACAUUCGAAGGCUAGCUCAGCUCUAAUAUAUAUAUAUAUGGUCAUAUAUAUUAUGAUCAAUAUUGAUGAGUUCUAGUGCUACUAAUAUAUACAUUAAUUAUGUUUGUUGUUCUAGCUCAAAUUUGUUGCAAUUAUAUAUAUAUAUAUAUAAAUUGGCCUUAAUAAUUCAAAGGUUAUAGUAGUUUUGUUUCUGUUAUAUCUGUAGCUGGUUUGGUUGUAUCUUAUUUCAAUUUAGUCCUUCAUAUCCAAAAGUUGGUUUGUGGGAAAAAAACAAAUUUGGGUACAGCAAUGGGUUUGUAAUGUGUUUAUCAAUAUGAAUUAUUGUUUGAUAUACAGUGUAUGUACGUACCAGCUGUCUCUUCAAUAAUAAUAAUAAUAUCAGUGAUAUUUUUGUAA